AAUUCAGUAAUAUAUCUAUAACGUACAUUCAAAACGUUUACAGAAAGAUUUGUAUUAUCUUUUAAUUUCAUUUUUUCGUGAGCCUUUUGAAGCACCCUCAUGUGUUGCUAAAUGUAGAUGCAGAAGAAACUGUAUGGUGUCUGGAUAAUUAAAUGAUAACUUGCAGUGAAAGAGUGCCUCAGAAAGUGACCGCAUUUUUACUGGGGUUGCCGUGUGUCUCUAGGAAGAAGAGGAGGGGUCAGAAGACGACAGCAACAUGAAGCCAGACUUCACGGUCACUCUGAAAACAGAUUUCAGUGCACGUUGCCUUCUGGACCAAUUUGAAGAUGAUGCCGAUGGAUUUAUUUCUCCAAUGGAUGAAAAAAUACCAUCAAAAUGCAGCCAGGACACAGGGCUUUCCAAUCUCCAUGCUGCUUCAAUACCUGAACUCUUGGAACACCUUCAGGAAAUGAGAGAAGAAAAGAAAAGGAUUCGAAAGAAACUUCGUGAUUUUGAAGACAAUUUCUUCAGACAAAAUGGAAGAAAUGUUCAGAAGGAAGACCGCACUCCUAUGGCUGAAGAAUACAGUGAAUACAAGCACAUAAAGGCAAAACUAAGGCUCUUGGAGGUGCUCAUCAGCAAGAGAAACACUGACUCCAAGUCCAUGUAAAGGGCUGGGCAGACGCAGAGAGAAUUUACUGUUCCCCUGGUAAAGAAGCUCUGGAAGGCAGCCUCGGAGCUGGCCCUGCAAAGCAUGCAGCCCUUCUGCCCCCAGGCCAUUGGGAUCGGCUCCUGUUUCUAGUGCCUGCCUUAGAAACUGCCUGGAUGGCAGAAGACAAUGGGACCUGACUUAGGAAUUUUGUCAUGGGAAAGUCAAGAUUCCUGUGCAUGCACGGGCUCGCGUGCGCACACACACAUGCACCGUAGUGGGAGCUUUGUUGACACUAGCAGUGAUGAAUCACUACAUUAGACACACUCAUAUACAGACAAUAUACACUGUUCUUCCCUGGAUAACUGAGAAACGUGAGACCGUUCUCUGUCUAACUGUGAUAAAAAACGAGCUCAGGACUUGACUCUGUAGAGCAAACUUGCUGUGGAGGUCCAUGUUCUCCCUGGACCCAGUUGAGUGUGAUCAUGCGUUGGAGCCCUCUUUGCUGCCUUGGCCAUCCUAGCGACUGUUCCACACAGCUGCGCCUUUCCCACUCUUGUGAAUUGUUUUCCCCUGCAGCUCUCAGGUAGAGGGAACCUGCAUCUGCCCACAUGGCGGUGCAAUCUGUUUGAAGGGGACGUUUCCUCAGAACUUCUGACAAAGAAUUUUGCUCCCUGACUAGGACUAGAUCACCUGCAGAGGACAGAGGUGGUAGCAGCAGCUACAUGGAUGCUGAUUUUAAAACCAGGGAGCAGGGCGAAGAGCCUGGAGAUUCUGUCCUGAACACUGACUGCACUUGCCAGUCUCUGAUUCAACCUCAAACACUAAGCGAGGCCAGCAUGCUUAUGGCAACCUGUUUGACUUGAGUUCUUUGUGGCACUAGCCAAACAGAAAGGGUCUUGCUUAAUUCUUAGCCUAAAUAUAGAGGAUCAUGGGAGAGAGGGAGCCUGUGUUCUAAGCCUCCUGAGUACUACCCAGAAUUUAAUUUUUAAUAAAAAGAAAAAAAGGUAAACCUGCACUAAAAUCUCCAAACUGACGGGUAAAUGUAGCCUCAGAGCUCAACCCAAGGCAGAAUCUAAAUCACACUAUUUUCAAGAUCGUGUAUAAAAAGAAAAUAAAGUAAUGGUGUGUGGCCAAUUAUGAUUAUAAUUUUUUCAAGGACUGUGUCACAAAGCUGUCUAUAUUAGACAUUUUAGAGGGACCAGGGAAUUUAAUACACCAAAUUAUUCAUCUCUUCAGUGUGCUCGACUUUGCUUUGUGAUUUGUUGUUACUUUUUAACCUCCUAUGUCUGCGCUGCAGAGUGGGCUCUGGGUCCGCCGUUGAGCUUUGUGAGAGCCAGCACUGGUGUCUGCUCAGUCGGCCGUGGCUGACAAGAGAAGGUGUUUCAGCAGCAUCUGCCUUUUUAAGAUAAUGUUGCAGGAUGAACAGAACAGCAGGGAUGCCCUCCUUUAUGUUUUGAGAGUUGCCUUCCUAAAGGGUACAAUUUUGUCUUUUGUUUUAAUAAAAAGAGAACCUAAACUGUACUGACCAGUAAGUUUUAAAAAUGGGUCUUGAGAAACUGUCUGGUCAGAUUGGAUUUACAGCAAGAUUUUCUUUCUCUUCUGUCAGAGAAAAUUCGUUUAAGUCAGGGCUGGGGGAAAAAGAAUGCUUUUAGGUUUGCUCUUAAAAAUAAUCAUGUAGAAGCAUGAGCUAUGUGUUGGAAGUGCCCUGGUUUUAAUCCACACACUUAAAGAUGGUACAUAAUCCUACAGAUUUAAAUGUACAUGAAAAUAUAGUUUGGUAUUCUUUGCUCUACUGUUUACAUUGCAGACUGCUAUAAUUUCAAGGAGUUAUAUUAUUAAUAAAGUGAUGCACUUUAGGACAUUUUCUAUUUUUGAAAUCUGAACAUGAAUCAUAUACAUGACCAAAAAUUGUAUUUUUUAAAAGAAAUACAUGUCUAGUCUGUCCUUUUUAAGUAAUUGGUCUCUUAAAUAAGCUAUGAUAUAAAUCAAAUCAUUACCAGUUAACUUUUAAAGCACAUCUUAAGAGUAUUGUUUUGAAAAAAAAAAUUAUAGAAUUUUUUUUUUAAAGCUACAUAUAAAUGAGAAGCAACUAAAUGUUUUGAAAUCUGUUGUUUCUGCCUAAGGUAAAUUAACUAAAAGAUUUAUUCAGGAAUCCCCUUUCAAAUUUGUGUGAUUCAAUAAAAAGAAAAAAACACCAAGUUAUAGUAAAAUAAA
Messenger RNA from Galeopterus variegatus (Sunda flying lemur), 2845 nucleotides. It is a transcript of the gene FAM13A, whose product is annotated as family with sequence similarity 13, member A. Bases 257 to 649 code for a protein of 130 amino acids. NCBI's taxonomy places the organism in Eukaryota, Metazoa, Chordata, Mammalia, Dermoptera, Cynocephalidae. The record is from RefSeq and is a predicted model, not a curated record. The transcript is spliced from 3 exons.